Messenger RNA from Erpetoichthys calabaricus (reedfish), 3668 nucleotides. Its product is annotated as keratin, type I cytoskeletal 19-like. The transcript is spliced from 8 exons. The record is from RefSeq and is a predicted model, not a curated record. Gene Ontology annotation, molecular function: structural molecule activity. The coding region runs from base 72 to 2303 and encodes 743 amino acids. NCBI's taxonomy places the organism in Eukaryota, Metazoa, Chordata, Cladistia, Polypteriformes, Polypteridae.
GGUCCAUUGAUUUAGUCAGCUAAACCAAGGCAUGCACACGCAGGCUCAUCCUUUCUGGAGACUAAGACAGCAUGACCGCCUCAUUCUCCAGUCGCAGUCUUGUGCUGGGCAGCAUGCCUACUGCAGUCUCUCAGAUGAUAAAUGGGAGGACUUCAAUGAGCAGGAUGAUGCCCAGUUUUCAGCCUGGCACAGGCGGCUUUGGUGGGCCGGUCUCCAGACAGACCCUCACAAAGGGCCUGGCUGCUGCCCUUGGUAACGGCGAAGUGAACACUCAGUCCAGUAGUCCUGACCCUUACACUGGUCUUGUUGGCAUCAAACCAAGUGACAAAGAAAACAUGCAGAACCUAAAUGCCCGUCUGGCCACCUACCUGAAGACUGUACACUCACUGGAAGCCGCCAAUGCCAGGCUGGAAAAGCAAAUCUGCGAUUUCAUGCAGGAAAGAUUAGCGAAGCAGGGCAACGACUACAGCGCAUAUGAGAAGACCAUUAGCGACCUGCAGACACAGGUGGGCAUCGCAAGCAGGAACAGGCAGAACAUCCUCCUGGAAAUUACCAAUUCCCAGCUAAAUCUGGAGGAUAAGAAAAAUACGUUUCAGAAUGAACAGGACUUGAGGUACCAAGCUGAAAGAGACGUAGCCCUGCUGAAGACGAUGCUGCAUACGCUGAGCCAAACCAAGACUGAGCUUGAGGUGCAAGUCAAGAGCCUGCAGGAUGAGAUCGAUGACCUGAAGAGCAACCACAGAAGGGAAAUUGAAGCCAUUAGCCAUCUGAGAAAAGAGGAAUCUAUUACUGUGCAGGUAGAAGACAUUGCCAGCACUGACCUGACCAAUGCUUUGGCUGAUAUCCGGAGUGAAUAUGAAAACUUCAUUAGUAAGCAGAGGAGACAGACGGAGGCCUGGAGUAACAGUAAGAUGCAGGCCACCACCUUCAGUCAGGCAAUGGCUAAAAGUGGCACAGAUGCUCAGAGCAGCAACAGCCAAGUCACUAACCUAACUGUUCAAGUGCAGGCCUUGGAGAUUGAACUGCAACUCUGUCACCGCAUGAACAAGUCUUUGGAGGACAUACUGCAGAGCACAGAGUCAAGUUAUUCAGACAAACUGAGGGAGCACCAGCAGAGGGCAGCCCACUUGGAAGAUGAACUGCGUGCACUGCGAGAUGAUAUCCAGCGCCAGGCCCAGGACUACCAGGUACUACUGGACAUUAAAAACCACCUCGAGACAGAGAUCACAGACUACAGACGCUUACUGGAUGGGCAGGAGACCAGCCAAAAAGACCUGGAAAUGACAGCGAUUUCCAACAACUGCCUCCCAGGCUUAAACUCAGUGCAACAAAGCAAGAUGGAGAGAGACAAAGCAACAGAGGAGAAGCCCAGGAUGGAUGGUCUGGGAGAGUCUGUGGUAAACCUGGAGCUGGAACCAGGCCCAGAAUUUGACAUUUGCCAGGAACUGGUAUUAGGAUUAGAGGUGUCAAUAACCAGUGAACAAGACCUACAAAAAGGGCCUCUGAUAAGUCAAGAACUGGAACCCAAACCAGUAUAUGCAUUGGCGACAGAGCUGGAGCCAAACUCAAAAUUAAAAGCUAGAUCCAGAUCCCACAGUGCUCCAAGAAUGUUUUAUACACAAAAUGAGAGAAUCAGACCCAGCAGUUGCAAAAAUGUUGAGCUGCCAAGGGAAAUAGAAUCUGCAACAGAUCUACAGGUGAAACUAGAACCUACGUUUUUCUUAAAUGCAGAGCUGGAAUGUACCACAGAGUCUUCAGUAAGUCUAGACCAAAAUCCAGAUCAAAGGCAUGCAACAGAUAUAGUGAAAUCACAAGAAUCAGCAUCUUCAAUAGAUUUGGAUCAGGAACAACAAUCUGAAUCUCUGCCCAACCAGGAGUUCAUUUUAGAAGUAAAGUCUUCCGUAAGCAUGGGAUCAGACCCCGAACAACAGUCUGUAAUAAGACAGGGGCUGAAACCUGAACCAGCUUCUACAUUAACUGCAGAGCUGGAAGCAGAAGCAGAAUCCACAAUAGGUCUGGAUUUGGUCUCUCUUACUGGCCAGGACCUGGAACUAAAACUAGACCCAUCAAUAAAUAUGGAAUCUGACCUUCAACCAGAAUAUGUAAUAAGUCAAGAACAAUUACCAGCAUAUGCAUUAACAGCACAGCUAGAGCAAGAAUCAAAGCCUGACAUAAGUCUUGAGCUAAAAUUAGCACAAGAGCCUGUACUACAUAUCGAAUUUGAACCAGAACCUGAAUCUGUAACACUUCAGGGGCUGACACCAGAAUCACAGAGUGCAAUUAAUGUGGAACAUCUUGAGUGACCAUGGUCCUCAAAUCUGAGCUAGAAGAGAAGUCAUGGCCAAUCACAGAAUUUGAGUCAGAAUCAGUUAAAAAAUAAACCUGAAAGCAGAGGAAGGAACACAUUUUAUAGUAAAUAUGAGUGGCAGAAUUUAAGUGGGAAUUGACCUUGGAGCCAGAAUUUUUAAUAAGGGUAAGAAAAAGAGUCUGAACAGAUUCAGGAGCCCUGCAUACAAGCCAAAGUCUACACCAGACAGGCUUAAGCAUUACUGCAAAUGUAAUAAGGACACCAUGUUUGAAAGGAGCUAGGCUGAGAAAUAAACCAAACUUCCCCUGAUUGUGAAUUUCAUGAAUUUAAUUCUUGUUUCAUUAUCUUAUUGUGUCUUUACUUUGUAUUUCUAAAGACAAGUAGCAAGGAUUGCAGUAUUUGUUUCUUUUAUAUACUUUUAUAUAUGUAUGGUAUGUAUUUUCCCUCUAAUUGUAGUAAAGUAGGGCAAUCUUUUCCCAAUAUGUUGUGGUGGGUGGUUUAGGAUUCUAUCAAUUGACCAAGAUUAAACAAUGUAACAGAAGUGUGAUGUAAGUUAAAGUAUAGACUUUCAUUAAACAAUAAUCUCCAAUUAUUGUGAUUCAGAGAAGUUCUUAUAAAUAAAUAUCAACUAUUAGUUUCAUAAAUGAAAACUGGCCACAUGUAAGUCAGCAUCAGUCACUGGUUAUGUGCCACCUCUUGUAUUGCCAGCUUGACUGGUGGGGCUCUGCACCUAAAGUGAGGGCUUCAAUAAAUUUAAGAAGACUACAGAACGCCAUUUUCUAAUACUUCGUAGGAUCCUGCUUUGCCAAGCACUGAUGGAAAAAAAAAAUCAUUUAAUUGUAGCAGGUCUUACUCGGGUUCAUAGGGGUGUUAAAAUAAGUGAAGGGUGGAUGCAGAGGAGAUCGAGUAACGUGCAGGAAAAACACAAAUAUUUCAGUUCUACAAAUAAUUGGACUAUUGUUUACAAUCUAGUCGAAGGUUUAAUUUCCAGAUAACUAGAAGACAUUCACUACAGGUCUACCUUUUGAAAAUAUGUGACAAUUUCAAGUUUUCAUUUUCAAGUCCACCUUCUGUGAGUAAUAGUACUUCUCAAGUUUAGUCCUCGAGGCACCCUGUGGAUCCAGGCUUCUGUUUCAACAAAUUUUAGUUAGUCACUUUCCCUUCAAUUGAUCUCAUUAUCAGAUUUCUCUUAUUUUGGUUUUAGAAAUGUACAAUAGUGUGUGAAUUAUACUUGCAAGAAAUUUUAAAAUAUGUGGCUACAGCUUUAAAUGCUUAAUUGUCUUUUGUCAUUGCCCUACCGAUUCACCUGUUUCUCAGUAGAGGUUGUUCCCUUAAGUGUAUCCUAAUAAUGACAAUGAAU